This is a messenger RNA of Neltuma alba, 3069 nucleotides long. RefSeq lists its product as uncharacterized. The record is from RefSeq and is a predicted model, not a curated record. The transcript has 22 exons. Gene Ontology annotation, cellular component: plasma membrane. Lineage: Eukaryota; Viridiplantae; Streptophyta; Magnoliopsida; Fabales; Fabaceae. Bases 447 to 2732 code for a protein of 761 amino acids.
UCGGAAACCUCGCACAACAGGGAAAGAUCUUACACAACGUAUUCCGCGCACAGAACCAAGAUCUGCUGUCGGGACCUGGAAGAGGGUCGACUCUGCAACGUUCUAACCCCUUUCAUGCGAACCAAAAGGGGCCUUAAUAUAUCGAUUCCUCUCCUGGAAAUCCCAGUUCCAUUUUGUUUUCGUUUUUGGUUGAAUUAUCAGCUCUCUUAUAUUUUUCCCAAUCUCCGAUUGAUUGCUUUAGCUCCGGUUUGCGUUUGACUGAUGCAAGUGUGAGAAGGAUAGUAACAGGAUUCGGUCAAGUAGUGGUGAGUAUUAUAGUGAGUGAAAGAUGAUGAAUGGGCAUUCGUAGACCCAGAAGUGGUAUUUAUUUGGGCUGAAAGAGUUGUGGCUGAUCAAUUUGCGUGAGCUACUGGCGGGUUACUGCUGGAGGCUUUUAGGAGAAGGGUAUGGAAAAUGGUUAUGAUGCGAAGUUGGCCGAGAAAUUCUCAGGCCUGGGUGUUAAUCAGCAUAUUCAGCAACAUGAUCAACCGCGGGAUCAGAUUAGCCCCACUUCUAGCAACAACGACAGCUUGUAUCAAGUCAUGAAGGCCGUUGAAGCGGCGGAGGCCACCAUUAAGCAGCAGGUGGAAGAGAAUAACCGGCUUAAGUCUGAGCUUCAAAGAAAAAUGCAGGAACUUGAAAAAUAUAAGCAAGAUGAGUCAACGGAUCGAGGACCUCGAUCUGUUGCCCCAUGGGAUGAGCAGAGUCCAGGAUCUUAUGAAGCUCGUCAGUCAUUUGUGCCAUUAGGAAAUCAAGAUCUACUUAAGGCCAGAGGCAAUGCAGAAAUUCAUUAUGAAAACAGUAAAUCAAAUGGGACAUUCAGAGUCCACCCAAAUGAACAGCUAUAUGCUGAUAAUAAUGGCCCCUCUCUGUCGUCUCCGUUAUCUGCAAGGUCAAUCUCUCCGAGUAGGCAUAAAAUAGAAGGGGACUAUGAUUCACGAAUUAAUUCUUCUGGACAAGGGUUGAUGCCAAUGGCUGAAAUGAAUAAUCCUAAUACCCUAUGGAAGCAGGAUAUUGCCAUAAAGAUUCGUGAACAUGAAGAAGAGAUCAUGCAAUUAAGGAAACAUCUUGCAGACUAUUCCAUAAAGGAAGCACAGAUACGCAAUGAAAAGUAUGUUUUGGAAAAGCGCAUUGCAUAUAUGCGCCUGGCCUUUGAUCAGCAGCAACAAGAUCUAGUAGAUGCGGCAUCAAAAGCUUUAUCAUACAGACAGGACAUAAUUGAAGAAAAUAUUCGUCUUACAUAUGCGCUGCAGGAUGCACAUCAAGAAAGAUCAACAUUUGUUUCGUCCUUGCUGCCUCUUCUGGCUGAAUACUCCCUUCAGCCCCCUGUUCCUGAUGCCCAAUCAAUUGUUAGCAAUGUCAAGGUUCUGUUUAAACAUUUACAGGAAAAACUUCUUCUCACUGAGUCAAAGCUAAAAGAGUCACAAUAUCAACUAGUGCCUUUGCGUUCUGAUAUGAGCCAAUCAAAUUUUGCUUCACAGUCCCCAUCUCAUUCGGUUGGUGCAGCAUUGGCAACUUCAAAUAAAGAUGGACUUGAACUGGUUCCGCAGCCCAUGUAUUCCCAAGUGACGCCUCCGGUCUCUGUUGAUGGUCAGACUGGAGCUGAUUGGGAUAUAUUGGGUCGCCAUCAGAGUGGCUUGGGUGGCAUGGCGAAGAAUAUGGAUGCUGAUGUAUUAGGGAGAUAUUCACCUCUUGCUAGCAGGACAUCUAGCCAUGAUGCUCCUACCCAGCUUGGAGUUACUCAAGGUGGUGCUCAUCCUACACAUUAUGGAGAGGAAACAACUAACAAACAGGUUACAUUUCGUGAUCCUGUGAGUAAUAGUGAAGUGGAUGAUACUGAUGGGGGUGGAAAUCAGAAUGAGAGAGAAACUUCUGCUAACUGGAGUUCAGGCAACUCUCCUUAUACAGCUGCUGCUGACAAUCCCAGUUCCUCUUAUUCUCCUUAUCAUCUACCACCAGUCCUUGAAGAACCUUCCUCGUCAUUUUCUGAGGCUGCAGAUGAUGAUCCGCUACCAGCUAUAGAUGGUCUUCAAAUUUCAGGAGAAGCCUUUCCAGGAAGGGAACUUCAGGCAUGCGGAUUUUCUAUCAAUGGCACCACUAGUUGUAACUUUGAGUGGAUAAGGCAUAUGGAAGAUGGAUCUGUUAAUUAUAUUGAUGGGGCAAAGCAACCCAACUAUCUUGUCACUGCUGACGAUGUUGACACCUACCUUGCCAUUGAAGUUCAGCCUCUGGACAACAGAAAGCGCAAGGGAGAACCUGUGAAGGUUUUUGCUAAUGAUACAAAAAAGAUCACUUGUGACCCUGAAAUGCAGAACUGCAUUGAGACGACCCUUUAUAGUGGACUGGCGUCAUAUAAAGUUUCUCUUGCGACUGGAUAUCUGGAUAUAUGGGAACCAGCUACUCUGACCAUUAAGAGGGAAGGGUACAGUAUCAAAUGCAGUGGACCAAGUGGAGCUGUAGCUGCAGAAAAAUUCUCUUCAUCUAUCAGAGUUGUCAUUCCUUAUGGACAUGUUUCAGCAUUUGCAAUCAUUGGUUCUAGUGGCGUUGAGCAUCUAUUACGGGCUGAAAACAGCCCAACAGAUGUCAGUGGUUGGAGAGACACUAUUGUGCUCACCUUGAGAUUGUUCAUCCUACGGGUACAUGCUGGGGAGAAAAGGAGGGGAAAGAAGAAGGGUUUAUUCUUUAACAAGUAAGGGAAAACCAACUGCUUUGUACACAGUUUCAGGUGUCGGGGGAAUAAUAUAGGAAGGAUGGGCACAGGAAGUAGUGGAUUUUGUUUGCAAUCUAAAUUAUUGCCUUUUCCUUUGUAUUAUUUUAAAGGGUAGGCUUCAGCUUGAAAUGUAAUCUUCUGUGUGCAGUUACACCAUUUGCCAUAUUUUCCAGUUUUUUCCCCCCUCAUCUUGUAAAUCAAUUUUUUGCUUUGCGUUCUGGUACUGUCAUUGGUUUGUGCAUAUCUUUGUGCGCAUAAGCCUUGUUGGAUCCUUUAAAUUAAUUUUCAAUUUUGAUGAUCUAUCCAAUUCUUGGGACUCA